CCUGCAACUUCAGUGUCUUUCGAUCGACGGCUGUUUCCAAAUUCACGAUUCAUCGUCAAUCAUCAUCGUCAUUGGCGUUGUUAAAAAUUCUCAAACUCGAUUCCGAGUCCCUAUCAUGCUGGAACCACUGAUCGUACUGACAGUAUUAAAUUGUUUCUUCAUGUUCAGCUCCACUGUCACAACUUGCGCGUUAUGGUGGCAAUAUCGAACUCAUCGGUGCUGUUUCAAGAAAGAUCCCAUGUCACAGAGCACCAGGUGGAAUCCGUCCAAGUCGAAGAAUAAUCCGUCAAAGAACAACAAUUCGUCAAAGAACAAUAAUUCGUCGAAAAACAGUAAUCCGUCGAAAAAACCUGUACACUCGAAACAGGAUAACCUUGUAAAUUCGGUCAGUCGCAGCAAAUCGAAUUCAACGAUGAACCGUGAGAAUAAGAACAGGAAGAACUCGAAGCACAAAUUGAAAUCGAAGUAUCUGUCGAGGAGCAAGACACCUAGCGACGAACGACUGUCAUCCAUGGAAAUGAUAGGAAACUGGGAGCUGGAAGAUAGAGCGAGAAUGUCAGAGGCGUCGCAGACUACGAACGACCCAAAGUCGGCGGUGGUGAUGGAAUAUUCAACGGUACAAAAGAUCGUCCAGAUUUUAGACAAUGACGCGGAUCUUAUCGCCACGAAAAUGGCCAUGAAAGAUCUUAAUGCUAAGCAAAACGUGGAAGAGAAGAAAGUACCGAUUUCGAAUCUGAUGGAAUCGCAAUUUGAUCAUCAAUCUAUAUCUGAAUACACGCCUCAAGAACAGUAUAAUUGAAUUUUGUGAAAUAAAUCUAACAGAUUUCUCAUAUAUUAUUAUCGGUUUACAUUCUGUUAUAAUCACGAGCAUAUGGAUGAUAUUUAUAAAUUAUUCGAAACAUUUCCUAUUAACUAUUUUAUAUAUUUGGAAUACAUAUUUGAUCUUAACGAGAUUUUUAUUUUUACUUCGUCGUAACGAGACAUUUUAACAAAUCCUAUCGACGCUAUAAAUCUUCUGACGGAUCUUCGCUUAUGGAUACUCGAUAUUUAUAAUUCUUCUGAACGUCGUUGAAACAGUUGUUUCCUCCGUAAGAUUUAUGGCGCAGUAGAGUUUCCGCAGAGCUCAAACAGCACUGAACAAGUCGUGACAUCUUUGCUUUCUCACUGGGCUUUUUCCAACUGCAACGUUCGCUAGAAUCGACUUCCUCGAGGCUGAUGGAAUUUGGGAAGCUGUAAUACGAUUAAUCGAUGUUUGCCAGAGGUUAAAUUAAUGUAAGAACGCGAUACUUUUACCACUUUGAGAAUAAACAGCACCAAAUGCAAGCCACGCAAAUGGUAUCGCAUACAGCGAGACCAUCAAACAUUUCGCCAGAUGUCUCAAUAUUUUCACUUCGACGAUUUUACAUUUUCGUUGACAUUUAAAGGCUUGUACGAUU
Molecule: messenger RNA, 1436 nt
Organism: Bombus pascuorum
Lineage: Eukaryota; Metazoa; Arthropoda; Insecta; Hymenoptera; Apidae
Product: BEACH domain-containing protein lvsF-like
Exons: 3
Coding region: 116-799 (227 amino acids)
Source: RefSeq, a predicted model, not a curated record